AUUUAGCUGUUGCGUUUACUUCCCAUCAGUUUGCCGUCAACACAGUGAAACCUCAAACUGAAACUUUUUAGCUAUGGAGACACACACAUCCGGGUCCGGGUUCGGGUCGGGUUUUGGGUUCGGAUUCGGGUCGGGUUUUCUUGAUGGCCCAGAAAAGCCACUUCCACCUCCACCUCCACCUCCUUCUGUUGAAGUACUUCCCUCACAGGUUUCAUCAAAUGUGGAGUUCAAUGUGGAGCCUGUAGAUUUGGAUGGCCUUACUUUACUUAAGGGAAGGGUCAGUACAAAGCAAGUAUUUGGGCUGUCAAAUUCCGAUUUGAUCCCCGGCAAAUAUGAAGGGGGGCUGAAAUUGUGGGAAGGUUCAUUAGAUUUAGUGAAGACUCUAAGCUCUGAGAUGCAAAGCGGCCAAUUAUCAUUGACUGGAAAAAGAGUUUUAGAGCUUGGUUGUGGUCAUGGUCUUCCUGGGAUCUUUGCAUGCCUUAAGGGUGCUGGUGCUGUACACUUUCAGGACUUCAAUGCUGAGGUGUUGCAAUGCCUGACAAUUCCAAAUGUCAAUGCCAAUAUUCAAAAGAACUUGUCAGCCACAGGUGACAGUAAUAGCGCGGAAGUUCGCUUCUUUGCAAGUGACUGGAAUGAAGCUCAUCUGAUUCUUCCUCAUGUUCCUGCCGAUGAUAGUGGCACAAUAAGCGGCCAAACUGUUGAUCAGGCUGCUGGUUAUGAUAUAAUUCUCAUGGCAGAGACAGUUUACUCAAUUUCUACUCUGCCUAGUCUGUACAAACUUAUUAAAAAGUGCUUACGUAGUCCUCAUGGAGUUGUAUAUCUAGCUGCAAAGAAGCAUUAUUUUGGUGUCGGUGGUGGCUCGAGGCGAUUUAUUUCAAUCGUGGAGAAGGACGGUGUUCUUGCGGCGUCUCUAGUUUCCGAGGUUACUGAUGGCUCUUCGAAUGUUCGAGAAGUCUGGAAGCUACAUUUCAGGUGAAGUGUAGUUCUAAUAGUUGAGAGUUUCUUUCAUCUCUGUAAAAUGGAGAAUCAAGAAAAAGAUGUGUAUGAAAAAGAAUUGAGGAUUGUUACUUUUAACAUAAAUGACCAAAACUGUGCCGUUUAACUAAUGUAUUUCCCUUUCCUACUAUUUUUGUUUUGCUUUACUUGA
Capsicum annuum is the source of this 1147-nucleotide messenger RNA. RefSeq names its product histidine protein methyltransferase 1 homolog. The record is from RefSeq and is a predicted model, not a curated record. Lineage: Eukaryota; Viridiplantae; Streptophyta; Magnoliopsida; Solanales; Solanaceae. The transcript is spliced from 8 exons. Bases 74 to 976 code for a protein of 300 amino acids.